UGCGCUUCUAAUCUUCAGUAUUGUCAAAACAGAGAAUAUUCUAACAAAAACAAAAGUGAUCGUAUUUACAAGAAUUACAGAGGGUAGAAAGAGAAAGCUUUGGAGAGAGAUUCGAAGGUUUGUGGUGUUGACAUGAGCAACAAGCAACAGGUUGAAUUAGACGAUGAGCAAAUCGCCGAGCUGCGUGAAAUCUUUUGUUCUUUCGAUCGGAAAAAUGAUGGGAGUCUCACACAGCUUGAGCUAGGAUCGCUCUUACGAUCACUUGGUCUAAAACCAAGCCCGGAACAGCUCGAGACGUUGACCCAAAAGGCUGAUAAGAACAGCAACGGUUUGGUUGAGUUUUCAGAGUUUGUGGUGCUUGUGGCGCCGGACCUUCUUCCGGCUAAGUCUGCUUAUACAGAAGAGCAGCUAAGGCUGCUGUUUGGGAUGUUUGAUAGAAAUGGAAAUGGGUUUAUCACGGCAGCCGAGUUGGCGCACUCUAUGGCCAAGUUGGGGCAUGCGCUUACUGCCGAGGAGCUGACGGGGAUGAUAAAGGAGGCGGAUACGGACGGAGAUGGCAGAAUUAAUUUUCACGAGUUCUCGCAGGCGAUAACGUCGGCUGCAUUUGAUAAUUCAUGGGCUUGAAUGACGAAACAAUGGGAUUUGUUUUGGAGAUCAAAGUCACUAUCGUCAAGCACAGUUGAUUGUGAAACAAAUUCUGCAGCAAAUUUAUUGAGUAGUUGUUUCUUGCAGUCAGGCUAGACAAUUUCCACGCUAUCAGAUUGAUGAACAAUUCCAACAUGCCCACAGAGCUACAAUUUUUGGAUUAUUCGAUCAGGGGCUGAUUACUUUCUUUCAUGAACCAUAUUCUGCCUCACAAAUGUGGCAUCCACACAUACAUUUCCCUGUUCCCAUUCUGUGUUGCAUUUUCUUUAAUCUCCCCAUUUCU
Molecule: messenger RNA, 928 nt
Organism: Alnus glutinosa
Lineage: Eukaryota; Viridiplantae; Streptophyta; Magnoliopsida; Fagales; Betulaceae
Product: probable calcium-binding protein CML18
Exons: 2
Coding region: 133-624 (163 amino acids)
Molecular function (GO): calcium ion binding; enzyme regulator activity
Source: RefSeq, a predicted model, not a curated record